AUGUCUCUCCUCAGCCGAUUCUUCUACAAGCGUCCCCCAGAUGGCUUACUCGAAUUCACCGACAGAGUCUAUGUAUUUGAUUCCUGCUUCUCCACCGAAGCGCUUCCUGACGGAAUGUACCAGCUCUACCUCCGCCAAAUCCUCUCCGACCUCCACGAGGACUUCCCGGAAUCCUCCUUCCUCGCCCUCAACUUCCGCGACGGUGACUCCCGCAGCCGCUUCUCCCGCCUCCUCUGCGACUUCGACGCCACCGUCAUCGACUACCCCAAGCAGUACGAGGGCUGCCCCCUCCUCCCCCUCUCCCUCCUCCACCACUUCCUCCGCCUCUGCGACACCUGCCUCGCCGACCCCGCCACCGUGAUGCUCUUCCACUGCGAGCGCGGCGGCUGGCCUCUCCUCGCUUUUCUCCUCGCUGCUUUCCUCGUUUUCCGGAAGGUGCAGAGUGGGGAGCGCAAGAUUCUGGAGAUGGUGCACAGGGAGGCGCCGAAGGGGCUGCUGCAGCUGCUGUCGGCGCUGAACCCAAUGCCGUCGCAAUUGCGGUAUGUUCAAUAUGUGGCGCGGAGGAACAUUGGCGCGGAGUGGCCCCCGCCGGAGAGGGCACUGUCUCUGGACUGUGUGAUACUCAGAGGGGUUCCGGGUUUUGAUGGGGGAAAUGGGUGCCGGCCGUUGUUUAGGAUUUUUGGGAGGAACUUGCUUAGUAAAGGGGGGGGCCUUUCUACGCAGAUGAUUUAUAAUAUGCAUAAGAAGAAGAAGAGUUUGAGGCACUAUAGACAGGCAGACUGUGAUGUGAUUAAGAUUGAUAUUCAAUGCUUAGUGCAAGGGGAUGUGGUGUUGGAGUGUGUGCAUUUGGAUUUGGAUCCGGAGAGGGAGGUGAUGAUGUUUCGAGUGAUGUUCAACACAGCGUUCAUUCGGUCCAACAUUUUGAUGCUUAAUGCUGAAAACUUGGACAUUGUGUGGGAUUCGAAGGAGCGUUAUCCGAAGGGCUUCCGGGCUGAGGUUUUGUUUGGGGAGGUUGAAAACAUAAGUCCUCAAAGGGCUCCAACAAGUAUUUUAGAUGGUGAGGUUAAAGGUGGAUUGCCCAUUGAGGCAUUUUCAAGGGUUCAAGAACUUUUCAGUGGUGCAGAAUGGAUUGAAAGUGGUGAUUCUGCUGCUGUUUGGUUGCUCAAGCAGCUUACAGUCUUUAAUGACGCCAAAGAGUUUUCAAGGUUUCCAGGUAGAGGAAGUUGGUAUUCAUCACCUGCUGACUCUGAGGAAGAAAAUAAUGAAUCGAGCACUGCUGAUAGUUCAGAUGAGGCCUUUGACGUUAUUCCCAGGACUUAUGCUGAUCCUUCAAAAUUAUUUACAUCUGACACACCUGAUUUGGUCCAUUUAACUUUUGAAAACAAUGGUGGAGAUUAUGUAAAUCUCACUUCAGGAACACCUGAUCAAUUACUAACCGAUAAUGUUUCAUUACCUCAUCAUGCUCUAAGUAAUGAAUAUUCUCCUUGUUUGUCUCCACCAUCACCUUCAGCUGUUCCCGCUACUCAACCUCUUAACAUAUCAGCACCACCACCUCCUCCAUCAAUACCUAUACAGCCAGGUUUAGCUCCUCCUCCUCCUCCUCCACAUCAUAUAGUUCAUAAUGUGAAUAAUGCUUCUACAUUGCCUUCACCUCCUCCUCCUCCUCCUCCUCCAGCCCCUUCUCUCCCUAUAGGUAGCAAUGCCAAUGGCACUCCUGGUUUAUCUCCCCCUCCUCCUCCAGGUCCUGUGCGAACAAGUUUUCCGUCAGCACCUCCACCUCCACCUCCACCACCUCCUCCUCUUCCUACACCUUCAGGUCCUAUGCAAACAGGUUCAUCCCCAUCACCUCCACCUCCGCCUCCUUCAGGAUUUGUUGAAACAGGUUCAGCUCCACCACCCCCACCCCCACCUGCUCCAGUUCCUUCAAGAUCAGUUUCUGUCCCACCACCACCUCCACCUCCUCCAUGCCCUUUAAGAACAGGUUCUGUCCCGCCACCACCUCCACCUCCUCCGGGUCCUUUAAGAACAGGUUCUGUCCCGCCACCACCUCCACCUCCUCCGGGCCCUUUAAGAACAGGUUCUGUCCCGCCACCACCUCCACCUCCUCCGGGCCCUUUAAGAACAGGUUCUGUCCCGCCACCACCUCCACCUCCUCCAGGCCCUUUAAGAACAGGUUCUGUCUCGCCACCACCUCCACCUCCUCCGGUUCUUGUACAAACAGGUUCAACUCCACCUCCACCUCCACCACCUCCUCCUCCAGGACCUGUAAGAACAGGUUCAGCUCCACCACCACCUCCACCUCCUCCAGGCCCUGUACAAAUAGGUUCAGCCCCACCACCACCUCCACCUCCUCCAGGUCCUGUACGAAUAGGUUCAGCCCCACCACCACCUCCACCUCCUACAGGGACUGUACGAAUGGGCUCAGCCCCACCACCACCUCCACCUCCUCCAGGGACUGUACGAAUGGGCUCAGCCCCACCACCACCACCUCCACCACCUCCAGGUCCUGUACAAAUAGGUUCAGCCCCACCACCACCUCCACCUCCUCCAGGUCCUCUACGAAUGGGCUCAGCCCCCCCACCACCACCACCUCCUCCAGGUCCUGUACGAAUAGGUUCAGCCCCACCACCUCCUCCUCCUCCUCCUCCGGGUCCUGUACAAAUUGGUUCUUCCCCACCACCUCCACCUCCUCCUCCGGGUCCCACAAGAACAGGUGCUGCUCCACCACCUCCUCCUCCUCUGAGUGUACGAACAGGUCCAGCUCCACCACCACCACCAGCACCAAAGCCUCCAGGUGCUCCUCCUCCUCCACCUGCUCUUGGUUUAUCGACAAUGCCACCUCCACCUCCUGCAGCUAGUGCCUCUAAUGUGGCACCUCCACCUGGUAAAGCUUCAACAACAAAUGUUGGAAGAGGUCGUGGUACUGCUGGUACUGCUAAUGCUCCAAAGAAAACUUUGCUAAAACCCUUACACUGGGUGAAAGUUGCUCGAGCAGCCAAGGGAAGUCUAUGGGCUGAUUCACAGAAACAGGAUAGCGGAACAAGGGCCCCUGAGAUAGAUAUAUCAGAACUUGAGAGCCUGUUUUCAGCAGCAUCUACUUCUGAUGGGAACAGUACUAAAGGUGGAGUUCGGCGUGGUCCUAAUAUUAACAAACCGGAGAAAGUACAACUGGUUGACUUGCGUAGAGCAUAUAAUUGUGAAAUAAUGCUCUCUAAAAUCAAAAUUCCUUUGCCAGAAAUGCUUAAAGCAGUACUGGCAUUGGAUUCUUUAGUUCUUGAUAUUGAUCAGGUAGAGAAUCUCAUCAAGUUCUGUCCAACAAAGGAGGAGAUGGAGAUGUUGAAGAAUUACACCGGAAACAAGGAAAUGCUUGGAAAGUGUGAACAGUUUUUUAUGGAGCUGAUGAAGGUUCCCCGUGUGGAAUCCAAAUUAAGGGUUUUUGCAUUUAAAAUCACCUUUUCUUCUCAGGUGAGCGAUUUGAAGAUAAAUUUGAACACAAUCAACCAUGCAGCCAGAGAGGUGAAAGAAUCUGGAAAAUUGCGUCAAAUAAUGCAGACUAUACUUACACUGGGAAAUGCCUUGAAUCAAGGAACAGCACGGGGAUCAGCUGUUGGAUUCAAAUUGGAUAGUCUUCUUAAGCUAUCUGAUACUCGUGCAAGAAAUAACAAAAUGACUUUAAUGCAUUAUUUGUGUAAGCUUCUCGCUGAAAAAAUGCCAGAAUUGCUAGAUUUUGAUAAGGAUCUUGUCCAUUUGGAAGCGGCUUCUAAGAUUCAACUAAAAGCAUUGGCUGAAGAAAUGCAAGCUGUGAGUAAAGGUUUGGAGAAAGUUGAGCAAGAACUCGCUGCUUCUGAAAAUGAUGGUGCUAUAUCUACAGGAUUUCGUAAGGUGUUGAAGAAUUUUCUCGAUAUUGCUGAAGCUGAUGUGAGGUCCCUUAUAUCAUUGUAUUCUGAAGUGGGAAGAAGUGCAGACUCUUUGUCCCAGUACUUUGGAGAGGAUCCAGCUAGAUGCCCAUUUGAGCAAGUGACACAAAUCCUUGUUGUCUUUGUCAAGAUGUUCAACAAGUCAAGGGAGGAGAAUGAAAGGCAGGCAGAUGCUGAAAAAAAGAAGCUAGAGAAAGAAGCCUUGAAGGAAAGGACAGCAAAUAAUUCACAUUCCAAAAAAGAUGUGAUUCGGUAG
This is a messenger RNA of Sphenostylis stenocarpa, 4173 nucleotides long. The record is from the annotation of a GenBank genome assembly. NCBI's taxonomy places the organism in Eukaryota, Viridiplantae, Streptophyta, Magnoliopsida, Fabales, Fabaceae.